Messenger RNA from Chrysemys picta bellii (western painted turtle), 1458 nucleotides. The record is from RefSeq and is a predicted model, not a curated record. NCBI's taxonomy places the organism in Eukaryota, Metazoa, Chordata, Testudines, Emydidae.
AUGGCAAUGGCAGCUCACGGGCCAGCCGGGCAGGUAAUUAGAAGUGCUGAAGAGAAAAAUAAAACCAUGGAGGAAAAUUCAAAGAAUCAAUCCAAUGGCAAAAUCAACAGAGUUAUUAAAAGAGCUACUGCCUGGGAAAUUUCAGAUUCUGAUGCAGACAGUGAUGUUGAAUCAUGUCAAACCAGAACUGUUACCCUGAUGCACCCAGCUGCUGAUACACUGGAUCAUAGCAUUUGUGAUCAUGCUGCACAAGAAAAGCUGAAAAACCGUGUGAGUGUCAGUGAGCCUAAAGAGCUACUUUUGCAAACCUCUCCUCAGCAAGUAACUACAUCCUCUCCAAUUCCCAGGUCUUCCAUUAACUUGCUGGACGACCUUAAGGGCGUGCUGCCGGCUGCUUCAGAGAGCAGCAUGGCGCUUGCAGCAUCAGGAGGCAAUCCCCCAAUUGCUAUUUAUUACCACUCCCUUUCCUCCCCUAAUGUCUGGCCUGUUCUCUCUCUCCUUUCAGGUCUACUAGAAGAUCCCGGAUCAGAUGCUUUGAUGGAAGCUUUUGGUUCCUUGGAAUGUAAAUACUACAUUGAGUCUCAGGAAGUGCCCUGCAGCAUAACUUGGAGGAGAAGCACUCCUAACAGUUUCUCCAGUACCGAUGAUCCCCUGGUGAAGGCUGACGAGGAAAAUGAGUUGUUGGUGCUGGUAGAUCCGAAGGACUUUCUCAAGCGUCUCUUUUCUAUAACUCAGAGUUUAAGAGAAGCCCCAUCAGGGAGCAGGCCUGAUCAGCCUUUGGACCGUCUGAAAGGCCCCUUCCUAAAAUCCUACAGCCUGGCUGUCAAUGGACUUGGCACCUACAGGUGGUAUGAUCUGCAUCAGGACAAGCAGUGGUCACUGAGACCUGGAGAGCAGAGCAGACAGGAGGAUCCCAGAUUCCAGCCCAGCCCAGAGCUGUCUACGACGCAGCAGGAGAUAGAGAAGGGGCUGGUGGUGCUACUGCUCUGGGGUAACACUGAGGUCGGUAUGUUCCUGGACACAUGGCAUGAGUUGAGCCAGCAUGUUUCUGCACUGACCAAGACAAUAGCAAAACGCCCAUACAAGAAACAGCUGGAGACCCAACUAUUCUCCUUCUGCACUGAUGGGGGCUGGUCCAGUGGCAUACGUGUGGAGAAGGACGGGAUGGGACUGCAACAGGUGUGGAAGAGACAAAUCCAGCAGUUUAACAAAGUUAGCCCUGUUGCGGGCUAGACAAAUCCAGCAGCCAUAGCAGCAGCAUACCCUUCCCCAAGCCUACUACUUCAGGCCUAUCAAGAGUGCAGCACAGAGAAGGACAGACUCCUCCUGCUGCGUGACAUUUGGGUAAAAGCAGAGGAUAGCAGGAGAGAACGACAGCUUGGGCCAGACUUAUCCUGCCAAGUCUCUCUCUUAUUGACAUCCACUAAUCAAGACCUUGUUUUGGACUUAAGUGCUUAG